Messenger RNA from Paramecium pentaurelia, 2004 nucleotides. The record is from the annotation of a GenBank genome assembly. NCBI's taxonomy places the organism in Eukaryota, Ciliophora, Oligohymenophorea, Peniculida, Parameciidae.
AUGCUUAAAAUUGGAAAAAACCAAGAAUAUGAGAUCUAAACAGAUUAGCAAAUAGGAGAAGGUGCUUUUAGCAAAGUCUAUCGCUGUUAAAAGAAAGUUGAAAACCAAAAGUAUGAAUUAUGUGCCAAAGUACAUUUACUAAUAAUCAUAGAUUAUAAACAUUACUUCUGAUAAUCAAGAAGAUAUUAACCGUGAAUAUGAGAUUUGUUAAUUGAUUUAAUAAAAAUAAAAUCCCAAUCUAGUCACAAUUCAUUAUUUAGAAAUGAAUAAACAAAAAUCAUCCUUAUAUAUAGUUAUGGAAUAGUGCUUUUCUACCCUUCAUGAAGAUCAGUAGAAAAAAAAAAUAUAUUCGGAACAAGAAAUAUUAGAUUUUUUGUUAUAAUUUAUAAAUGGAUAUAAAGUUCUCUAUGAUUUGAAUAUUAUUCAUAGAGAUAUUAAACCAGAUAAUAUUCUAAUUUAAUUUUAUGACAAUAAGAAAUACUAUAAAUUGGCUGAUUAUGGAAUAGCCAGAAUUUGUAAAUAAAAUGAUCUAAGGAUAACCGAAAAAGGUUCUCCAUUAUUUGCAUCUCCUGAAUUAAAUUCCCUGAAUAAAGAUGAUGAUCUAAAAAAAAAUUUUGCUGAAAUGAGAUAAUAGAAUUAGAGAAGUGCUGUUGAUAUUUAUUCUGUAAUUAUUUACUUAUAUAAAGCUUGGUAUAUUAUUACAUUUGAUGGUCACUGGAAAGUAUCCAUUCAAAAGUAAAUAAUAAAGGAUAAUUGAUUUUAUGAAUAAAAUCUAAAUAGAACCUUUUUAAAUAAAAAAAUCUAUGAAUGAAAAAUUUAAACUUUUAAUAGAAAAAAUGAUUGUCUAUGAUCCAAAAUAAAGAAUGACAUUUUAAGAUCUAUUAGAAAAAAUUAAUCCCUAACUUAAUGCGAAUCUGAUAAAUAAUUAGACAAUUUUCUAAAAUAUCCUUCAAUAAAAUAGUAGAAUAAAUUAAUUUAAUGCUGCUAGAUUAUAAACAAGUUAAUCUCUAUUACUUAAUUAAUAAAAUCCAGGUCAACAACAAACCCCAAGCUUUAUAAUAAAUUAACAAAAUCGUUUUCAAUAACAAACCCCUCAAUAAAAUAUAUUACCUAAUUAACAAAAUCCUUUUCUAUAACAAAACCCAAGUUUGAUAAUAAAUUAAUAAAACAAUUCACAAUAAUAAACCACUCAAUAAAAUAUAUUAUUUAAUUAACAAAAUCCAGGUCAAUAACAAACCCCAAGUUUUCCAAUAAAUUAACAAAAUACUGCUGAAUAAAAAAUCAGCCAAUAAAAUGUAAUCCUAACUUCACUAAAUGCUUCUAGAUUUCAAACUAAUUUAGGUGUUUUAAAUUAACAAAAUCCUUUUCAAUAACAAAACCCAAGCUUGAUAAUAAAUUAACAAAACAAUUCACAAUAACAAUAACAAACCCCUCAAUAAAAUUUAUUACUUAAUUAAUAAAAUCGUUUUCAAUAAUAAACCCCUCAAUAAAAUUUAUUACUUAAUUAACAAAAUCCUUUUCUAUAACAAAACUCAAGCUUCACAAUAAAUCAAAAAAAUGCUCAAUAAUAAAACUCUCUAUAAAAUAAUCCACUCAAUUAACAAAGUGUUCCUAAAUAACUAAAUCCUGAAAACACAUCAAUUAACAUUUCAAAAUUUCAAAUAGCAAAACCCGAAACAAAUAAUUAAAUAAAAACAAUCAAUAUUAAUACUGUAUUGACUGGCUAUUUAAAAAAAUCUAUGUAACUAUUUUAAAUAUUAAAGGUACAUUUAUAAAAAUAUUUUGGAUGAAGCUAAAUUAAAAACUGUAGAAGAUUACAUUCAAGGAAAUUGUAAAUUAAAUGAGAUUCAAAAAUUAUUUGAUAACUUUGACCAAAAAAUAGAUUAUACAAAAGAGGACAUAUAAUUUUAUUACUGCUUGAAAUAUGGAUUAAAGAAUUAAUCAGCUAUCAAUAUAAUAUCAACAGAGGAAUAAUUUGAAGAUUUAAAAAGUGAAAAAAAUUGA